UUACCACACUUUCUGCAAAAAGUUUUUUUAAAUUACCUGAAAAAAACGCCUGUAGGCCGAGAUGGAAUUGAAUAAAAAAGGGGACAGAAUGCAGCAGUAAAGAAACAUAAUACAACAAACUGUGAAACCAGCAAUUUAAGACUAUAACACAAACUUUAUGAGGAAAAUCCUUUGAAUUCUUUAUUGAUAGACUAUGAAAGCUUGGUAAAUAUGCUUCAUUUCUCCUUGAAUUCAUACAUCAUAAAGUGGCAUAAAACAAAGACAUGAUUGUUUCUGCCGUAUGAAUACUUUCAACAUAUCACCCAAAAAAAUCCUGGGACAGAAAAUGGUUUCCAAUUAUGACACAAUAAAGCAAAAUAAAAUAUUAAUCUAUUGUUAUGCUGGUGGGGACCAGAGCCAUAUAAAAAAUAAUUUGUAUAUACCUAUGGUGGGCCCAAUGGUAAACAAUGACCUUUUCAUUUUUUUGCCAUUGCCCUUCAAACCACAGAAAUCUGAAUCCAAAUUCUGUAGCCACACCCACUUUGAAAAUAAUAUGACGUCGGUUUCCAUGGCAGCAAAUAAACUAAACGUAUCCUGGAAAACUAAAUCCCGCAGAACACUGACACGUCACGGUACUACUGUAAGGUAUCGUAAGAAGUGUACAAAUCGUUCCAGUGCUCAGAAUGGAUCUAUCAUCGUUCCAGAACUUGCAGGCGCUCUCUGCCUUGCUAACGACGCAGGACGAUAACGAUGACUGCAAAAGUGCGAAACCAAUUGCCAAAAUGGGCCCAGGACAUAUUGGGCACUGUGCCUCAUCCAAAGCUACAAAAGAAGCAACAACACCUUAUGCUCAGAGGAACAGCAAGGAUAUUUGGAGUGAGGAAGAAGUGUCAGAGGGGGGGCAGUAUGAUGAUGUCGCUGACCCACGUCCCCAGCCAGAAUAUGAAGUAAUACUGAGGCAGAAUGUUGGGACAGAGGAUCUGUUUCUGGGGAUGAGCAGGAAAGACCCCUCUUCCAUGUGCUGUGAGGGCAUGCUGGUGAAAAUCAAGCUGCCUGAUACAAAAGCAUCUGAUGUUGUUUUGGAUGUAAAGGAGAAAUUUCUUGAUCUUCGAACACCAAAAUAUCGACUGGGUUUACAUCUCCCACACCCGGUCCACAGCCAGGAGGCAAAGGCCAAGUUCUUCAGCGAACAGGAGACACUGGAGGUCACCCUACUCAUGAACCGCCUCAUGGAUUCUAUUAACCUGUCAUGAGAGGAUGAGGGAAUGCUCAAGUACUCUGUGACUUGUUCAGUGACCUUCUUUGGAAACAUGUAUUAAGGCAGGAGGUUAACAAGUGAAGAAAAUCUAAAACAUACCAUCAAAACUUAGUUUCAUGGGAUAUGACAAGUUAGUCUUGUGCAUUGUACGUGGAGCAUACUGUAUUUUGUUUAAUAAAGCCUGUUCUUACUACCUUG
This is a messenger RNA of Hypomesus transpacificus, 1435 nucleotides long. It is a transcript of the gene dnaaf6, whose product is annotated as dynein axonemal assembly factor 6. The record is from RefSeq and is a predicted model, not a curated record. Gene Ontology annotation, cellular component: cytoplasm. Gene Ontology annotation, molecular function: protein-folding chaperone binding; dynein intermediate chain binding. Gene Ontology annotation, biological process: axonemal dynein complex assembly; flagellated sperm motility. The coding region runs from base 663 to 1232 and encodes 189 amino acids. NCBI's taxonomy places the organism in Eukaryota, Metazoa, Chordata, Actinopteri, Osmeriformes, Osmeridae. The transcript has 7 exons.